Messenger RNA from Sesamum indicum (sesame), 1797 nucleotides. RefSeq names its product premnaspirodiene oxygenase. The record is from RefSeq and is a predicted model, not a curated record. NCBI's taxonomy places the organism in Eukaryota, Viridiplantae, Streptophyta, Magnoliopsida, Lamiales, Pedaliaceae. Gene Ontology annotation, molecular function: heme binding; iron ion binding; monooxygenase activity.
GCAAGUGCACGACAGGCUCCCAUUAAUAUUAGCCGACAUGUUCACAGACCUAAUAUACAAAAGAAGAGUUGAAAGCAAACCUGUGAUCAUUCUCAGUUUGCCAAAAUGGAACUGGCAAUCCCAUCUUUCCUCAUCAUCUCCCUCAUCUUAAUUGUCCCUUUGCUGAACUUAAUCAUCAGGUUCCGUAUUUCCAGGCCAAAGUUGCCUCCAGGGCCCUGGAAGCUCCCUCUUAUCGGAAGUCUGCAUCACCUGUCGGGCGGCUCAGGCCCACACUAUGCCCUCAGAAACUUGGCACGGAAAUAUGGGCCUAUCAUGCACUUACAGCUCGGUGAGAUUUCUGCAGUUGUGAUCUCAGCCCCCAGAGUGGCUAAAGAGCUAUUAACAACGCAUGAUCUUGCCUUCUCAUCCCGGGCGAGGCUCCCGUCUCUUGCUAUCAUUACCUACAACUACCAAGACAUGGUCAUGGCUCCCUACGGCGAUUACUGGAAACAGAUGCGUAGGAUUUGCUUCUCUGAACUGCUGAGCUCCAAGAAUGUGCGCUCGUUUAGCACUAUUAGAGACGAGGAGGCAGUGAAUCUCGUUGAGUCCAUCCGUUCACAUCCCUCGUUGAUGCCAAUGGACUUGGCUCAGAAGGUCUUAUCAUACACUAAUGACGUGCUCUGUAGAGCAGCAUUUGGCAAGUCUCGUGGGGGCAAAGAUGAAUUCCUACCGCUAAUUAUUGAGUUUGGAACUUCUUCUGGAGGCUUUGACGUUGCUGAUUUGUUUCCUUCGAUAACGUUCCUUCCAGCGGUUACUGGGUUGAGGACCAAACUUAUGAAGCUGCACCACAAACUUGAUCAGGUCUUGAACGUCAUCAUCGAUGAGCAUAUGGAGAGGCUGAGAUUCGGGCAACAUGCUGAGGAAGAUAUUGUUGAUGUGCUCUUAAGAUUCAAAGAAAAGGGCAACCUCGAGUUUCCUAUAACAUUGGAUAACAUAAAAGCUAUCACUCUGGAUAUGUUUAUUGCUGGGACGCACACCACUGCAGCCACUGUUGAAUUUGCAAUGGUGCAAAUGAUUAAACACGCGAACGUGAUGGAGAAAGCACAAUCAGAAUUGAGGCAUGUUUUCAGAGGCAAAGAGAGAAUUCUUGAGUCCGACUUGGAGAAAGUAAGCUAUCUGAAGAUGGUGAUCAAAGAAACUCUGAGGCUCAACCCCCCCGUUCCCUUAUUGCUUCCAAGAGACUGCAAGGAUUGGCAGAAAGUCUAUGGAUAUGAUAUUCCCCCUAAAACCAAAGUCGUACUGAAUGUCCUGGCAAUCAAUAGAGAUCCUGAGUAUUGGGUCAACGCUGAGGCUUUUGAACCAGAAAGAUUUGCUGAAAGCAGCAUAGAAUUCAUCGGGACAAACUUUGAGUUCAUACCGUUUGGAGGAGGAAGAAGGAUGUGCCCUGGAAUAUCUUUUGGUUUGGCCAGUGUGGAGCUUCUUCUGGCUCAGCUGCUCUACCACUUCAACUGGAAACUCCCUGAUGGAUUGAUGCCUCAAGAUUUGGACAUGACUGAGAUACUCGGCCUUGCUGCUAAGAUGAAAAACAAUUUGUCCCUUCUUGUUACUUCCUAUAAGUCAUAAUCCUCUUUGUUAGUCACUGUUACUCAUGUAUAAUGUUCAAUAAUUCUUUUGGCCUGGAGAUUAGCAGUUCCUCAGUUCUGCAUCAUACAAAAAUGUCAAUCUGUAUGACUCUGCCCAAUAAAUUUCACCGUUUUGUUCAUUGUGGGUUGCGGUUUAUAUUUUGUUCAAAAGCAAAGAGGAUGCAUGUUUAUAUGA